Messenger RNA from Perca flavescens (yellow perch), 558 nucleotides. It is a transcript of the gene rps25, whose product is annotated as ribosomal protein S25. The record is from RefSeq and is a predicted model, not a curated record. NCBI's taxonomy places the organism in Eukaryota, Metazoa, Chordata, Actinopteri, Perciformes, Percidae. The transcript has 5 exons. Bases 105 to 488 code for a protein of 127 amino acids.
CUCAGUUUCCCAUAACUCCCUAAUCCCUUUCCGCAUAUACGGGUUGUCUAAGGGGCUCUCGCACGGGUGAACUUCCUUUCGCUCCGACAUCUUGACGAGGAAACAUGCCUCCCAAGCAGGAUAAGAAGAAGGACUCUGGGAAGUCCAAGAAGGACAAGGACCCAGUCAACAAGUCCGGAGGCAAAGCCAAGAAGAAGAAGUGGUCCAAGGGAAAAGUAAGGGAUAAGCUCAACAACCUGGUCCUCUUCGACAAGGCAACCUACGAAAAGUUGUACAAAGAAGUCCCGAACUACAAGCUCAUCACCCCCGCUGUUGUGUCUGAGAGGCUGAAGAUCCGUGGCUCCCUGGCCAGGAACGCCCUCCAGGAGCUGCUUAGCAAAGGCAUGAUCAAACUGGUGUCCAAACACAGAGCCCAGCUGAUUUACACACGUAACACCAAGGGUGGAGAUGAGGAGGCGGCAGCAGAGAAAGCAGCAGAGAAAGCAUAAUCAGGUUCUCCUGUUUCCUCUGAUGAGCCGUUUGUAAUAAAAGAUGAAUAAAAACUGUAAAGACAAAAUC